This is a messenger RNA of Racocetra persica, 139 nucleotides long. NCBI's taxonomy places the organism in Eukaryota, Fungi, Glomeromycota, Glomeromycetes, Diversisporales, Gigasporaceae. The record is from the annotation of a GenBank genome assembly.
AUUAGAAAAAAUAAUACUAUUAAAAGUAUAUCACCUGAAUACAAUCCAACUAAUGAAAAUGAUAAAGUAUUUAGACAGGAUCUUAAAACAAUUAUCGAGAAUAAGAAUGUCACUAAUAAAUUUAUUCAACAAGCUCUUA